This is a messenger RNA of Patella vulgata (common limpet), 5745 nucleotides long. RefSeq lists its product as uncharacterized. Gene Ontology annotation, molecular function: protein binding. Bases 76 to 1968 code for a protein of 630 amino acids. Gene Ontology annotation, biological process: cell surface receptor protein tyrosine kinase signaling pathway; intracellular signal transduction. The transcript has 23 exons. NCBI's taxonomy places the organism in Eukaryota, Metazoa, Mollusca, Gastropoda, Patellidae. The record is from RefSeq and is a predicted model, not a curated record.
UAUCUAACUUAUGUAUAAGCGAUGUUCAGACAUUUAUUUUGAUUUUAAAAUACAACUUUCAACGAGCAAGACACUAUGCUUGACCAGAUUUUUCAAAAACUGAGAAGCUCUGUCAAGAAUAAUUCUUCCGCCAGAAGACGUAGCGAGAGAUCUGCCAUUUCUACAUCAUCUAGAGAUUUUAGAGAUUUAUUACGAGUGUUCCAUCAUAUUCAUUUUAGAAGAGGACGUAGAUUUUUCAUUCAGCGAUGUAGCCAACAGGCUAAUUUAAGUGGAGAAUUUAAAGAUCAGUUUACAAAGCAGUCCAUAGAUGGCAACAGACUUGCAAGUUUGACUGAAUUUGAUGUGGAUAAUUUUAUUGCCAGUAAGAAGAAAAAACAGGAAAUGAAAAGUUAUAUCAUACGUAUAAAGAAACCAACGAAUACUCUAUCAAAACCAAACUGGAUUGCAACAGCUCCUCCUCCAACUGCAACAAACAAAAAACAGUAUAAUGAUGAUUCAGAUGAUGAUUCUAUUUAUAGUUGGGGAGAUGAUUUUGAUGAGGUUGAUGAAGAUAAUGGGGAAAACAAUGCAGCAAGUUCUUCAGAAGAUGAUGAAAACUAUAUAGAUGUCCAUCAGGAUAUGCCACCAUCAAUAAAUGAAGGCCACUACAACGUUCAUGAAGAAAAUAAUGAUACAGCAGAAAAUCUUCCUGGGAGUGGUAACUUUUCAUUAUCAUCAUUAAAAGUGGCACUUUUAGAAUUCCAAGCAAAUCGUGGCAAGUCGCCAUCACGGGCAGACACUACAGAUGAAGAUACAAAUGCUGAUGAUGAUUAUUUAGAUCCGGUACAAAAAGUUAAGCUGGAACCCACAGAGGGACCAACAAAACCACCAGGUAGACGACAGCCACCUAAAAUACCAGAACCAGAAGAUAGAUCAUCACGGCCUAAAGCAAAAACACCAUUACUUCCUGGUCAGGGACCCUUGCCACCACCCAAUACUGGUAAAAACAAAGGAGCGCGCAAAACAAAAGGUCCAAGUACACCAAAAAAUAGAUCACCAUCACCCAUUCAGGCAGUAUAUGAGGAUCCAGAUGCUUCAGCACCACAACAAAUCAAAAGACGACCACCCCCUCCUAUUCCUAACGAAGAUGAGCCACCACAGGACAUAUAUAUAAAUGAUAAACAGAUUUCUCAACAACAGAAGCUGCCAGAACAAGAAGGAGGUUAUAUAAAGUUUCAACCACCUGUAGUUCAAGAACAAGUGUACAUCGAACCUGAAGAACCUGAACAAGCUCCUGAUAUUCUUGCACCCCCGAUUCCACCAACAAGUCAAGCCAGGCGCCCAUCUUUACCACCCGUCCCAGUCAUCCCAGAUCAAUUACCACCAACCCCCAACAGAAAAACAUCAGAUUCACAAAGAAAAACUUCUGAUGUUGGCCAGAGGAAAAAUUCUAAAGAUGUCCAGAGGAAAAAUUCUCAAGAUGUCCAGAGGAAAAAUUCUCAAGAUGUCCAGAGGAAAACUUCAGACACAAUAAGAAAAAUAUCCAGAGGUUCUUUACCACCAGUACCUGGUCAAAGACAAACAGAAAGUCAAGGUGCCACAUCAAAUGGUCAAGAUGAUGAACUGGAAGCUUUAUAUAGCUAUAAUUGGUAUCACAGUGAAAGCGACAGGGGGCUAGCAGAACUUAGACUUAAAGAAGAGAAAGUAAAUGGGAUGUAUUUAGUUAGAAAAAGUUUACGUGGAGGAUUAGUUCAUCCUUACACGCUAAUGGUAUAUUAUGGAGGUAGGACUUAUAACUUUCCUAUUCGAAGACAAGAAGAUGAUCACCAGUUUGGGUUGGGAAAAGAUUCAAGUCUUAAACGAAAUGGAUUGAUAUUCCCAUCUGUAGAGAAGUUAAUUUCUUAUUUCCAAACUCAUCCAUUGAUAUUAAAUCCAAAUUCAAACACUGGAUCAAAAACUAUGCUUACCAAGCCCUUAACAAAACUAUGAAUGGUGAAAGAAGUCUGAGAACAGUUUCUUGGAUUUUAAAGUGUGGUGAAAAAGAUAACAUCCUACUUCAGUGUUUCUAUUGUUAACUCAUUUUAUAUUUGAAGUUCACCUGCUUUAGUAACCCACAAAAUUAUAACUAUUUUAAAGUAAAUUACUCUUUCUGGGCUUUAUAUAUGAAUAAGAUUAAAAGCUUUAGGGUAACAUCAGUGUAUUAUAAAAAUUGUAUCAGUGCCAAUUCCUUUAUAUUGGUUUUGAAAAGUUAAAUAGUGAUAUUAACGUGAUAAUGACCUAAAUUUUUAAGAAAUAAAGUUCCUAUGACCAUUAUUCAUGUAUCGUUCUUUAAUUUAAUUUGUAUUUAAAUGAACAUAAGUAUUAUGUGUGCUGUCUGAAAUGAUACCCGGUAGAAGAAGUAGAUCAUACAAAGAUCUUAUCUUUCCUGUCAUUCUAUAUGGUAAACCAAAAUGUACCUGUCAUGACAAAUUUAUUAAAUCUUGUCAUAUUGCUAACAUGCUUGAGAAUUGUGUGUAUAUAUUAAAUGCAGCUUCAAUUUCUACAUGUACAUUAUACCCACAUUUAAUAUUUGUGUGAUUAAUUUAUAGUCGGUUGAUUACCUUCCAGAGUGUAACGAGAAAUUUGUUAACGGCACAGAACAUCUGCCGUGUUUGAGAUGCCAUAUACAGUUUUACUGUAUUGUUCCAUGAUUAUUAAUUGUAUCUAAGAAUUUAUGUGAUAUCAAGAGAGCUCAAUCUGAGUACCUUAACAUGUAUAGUCCAAUAUCAAGAGAGCUUAAUCCAGUACAAUGUACUUUAAUAUAUAUUUAUUUAUAAUUUACAUUCUUUAGAUCUGGCAUGUUGGGAAAUUUUUACCAAAAAUUUGAUAAAUGUAUUGAAAUAAUCUUUUACAAUAUGGAUAGUUUUCAUGAGGUCAAUUUCAUACAAAAUUGAAGCACAUAGUUUAUAAUUUUCAAGAUCAAUAUUAAAUGGCACAUUUCUUGCAAAUUAAUUAACUUUAAUAUGACUAGUAUUAUGAAAAGGCUGGUUUACUGGUAGCCUAUCUUUUAAUUUAUUUCCAUGUAUAUCAAGUGGUAUCAUUUGAAAUAUAUAUAUACUUCUCAACUGCUAAUUUAGAAUGGCAAAUGUUUUAGAUAAAAUUGUAACAUGUACAAAUAUUUUAAUUAUUUUAUUGUAAAUAACAAUUAAAACUAGAAUAAAAAUAAUCGACUAAGAAAAAACAUAAACAAGAAAUUAUAAUUAACUAUAGAAUAUGGAAUGUGGAUUUGGCAAACUAACUGAUGAAGAUUAACCAAAGAAUAUAGGGGGGUUGGAUGGCUGAAUGGUUAGCGUGCGCGCUCUGUAUCAUAAAGUCUGUCAUUGAGUUGACUGGCGUGGUUUCGAAUCCCUGGUUGUACGUGACAAGGAGUAGGGUCGCCUGUCCAACCUCGUGGGUUUUCUCCUGGUCCUCCGGUUUCCUCCCACUGCUAAAGACCCCUACGCGCCAGCGAAUUAUUGAAAUAAAAUUAAACCAUAUGUUAGUCCCGAAAUGACCUAGUUUGUGUCGAGUGGAGUGGACGUUAAACCCCAUUUCUCUCUCUCUCCAAAGAAUAUAAGGAAUGUGGAUUUGCCAAACUAACUGAUGAAGAUUGAUAGUUUGGAUAAGGCCAUUUAAAAAAUGUAUUCUGGUUCUCAGAUAAUCCUGUUUCACUUCAAAUGGACAACAUGACCUGUUUUUAUACGCCCACAUCUUCAUGUGGACGUAUAUUGUCAUUCCCCUCUGUCUGUCCGGACGUCCCUGAUUCGUCCAUCCACAAUUUGUUUGUGGACACUCUACAGGUCACAAUUUUUAUCCGAUUUUGAAGAAACUUGAAAUAUAGGUUUAUCUCCCACAGAUCUCGGUUCCUUUUGAUAUUGGCAUGUAUCGGACCAUAACUUCAUGGAUUGUGGCCCCUGUUUGUACAAAAAAUCACGUUUUUAGCUUGUGGACACUCUAGAGGUCACAAUUUUGAUUGGAUUUUGAUGAAACUUGCAAUGCAUGUUUAUAACCCAAAGAUCUUGGUUCCUUUUGAUAUUUGCGCAUAUCGGAUCAUAACUACCUGAAUUAUGGCCCUUAAUUUUGACUCUAAGAAAAAUCACGUUUUUAGCUUGUUGUCCCUCUACAGGUCACAAUUAUUAUCCAAUUUAAAAAAAUGUGUGAAUAUAUAACAUUUAUACACUAAUGAUGGUUGAGUUUGAAUUUCAAGAAAAUCAGAAAAAACUGAUGAACAUAUGGCGGCCUUUUGUACGCAAAUAGUGUAAAAAUAUGGUAUAUCAAGGUUGUGGGCCCUCUAGAGGCUACAGUUUUUAUCCGAUUUGGAUGAAACUUUAAAUAUGUGUUUUUAUCAUAAAGAUCUUGGUUCCUUUUGAUAAUCACACAUAUCCGAAUGUAACUUCCUGGAUUCUGGCCCCUGAUUUGUCGAAAAAUCGCAUUUUUAGCUUGUGGAUUCUCUAGAGGUCACAAUUUUCUAAAAACCAUUUAGAUAUAUCACCAUUCCACCAUAAUGAAGGUUGAAUUGGAAUUUCGGGGAAAUCGAAAUUAAACUGACCGACAAAAUGGCCGUUCUUUGUAUGGAAAUUGUGUAUAAAUAUGUAAUACAAAGGUUAAGGACCCUCUAGAGGUCACAAUUUUAUCCGAUUUUGAUAAAACUUAAAACAUAUCUUUAUAUUCCAAAGAUCUCAGUCCCUUUUGAUAUUUGUGCAUUUCAGACCAUAAUUUUCUGGAUUAUGGCCCCUGAUUGUUCAAAAAAUCAUUUUUGUUUUUAGCUUGUUGUCUAUCCAUCUCUUGGUUUAACCUCCACUCAACACAAACUAGGUCAUUUUGGGACCAACACAUGGUUCAAUUUUAUUUCAAUAAUUUGCUUGCGUGUAGGGGUCUUUAGCAGUGGGAGGAAACUGGAGGUCCCAGAGAAAACCUACAAGGUUGGACAGGCGACCCUCUCCUUGUAACAUACAUGUGGGGAAUCAAAAUCACGGCACUUCAUAUUAUAAAUAUCAAAAUAGUUUGUUGGGGUUUUAGUUAAAAAGACAAAUUGAACCUGAAACAUUCUAGAUGAGCAUAUUGGUCAAAGCUGUAAUCAACAAAUGUGAUCAUGUAUGAUAAUAUGGAACAUCCAAUAGGUACAGAAAUUUAUAUUAAAAUUUAGGGAUAAGGACCUCACAACAUAUAACAAAUACAAAACAAUCCUACUCACAAAGUCGAUAAGUUACCCAACUUGAGUUUCAAGAGGAUAUCUAUUGCUGUCAAUGUAAACAGAUGUCUGUUCAUGGACAUUUACUACUUUAGAUAUUAUAACACAUGACCAUAGGUCAUUAUCAGAAUCAGAUUUUCUUGAUAGUCACAAAUUGAAAUUCUUGUAAUAAAAAGUGGGGGAAACGGUAUCUAAAAUCGCAAUUAAAUGGUUGCAUGCAGUAAUUAUUAAUGAUUGUCGAUGACCAUUGGCAGCCCCAUACCUGGCUGCAUUUUAUGAAAACCUGGGUUGUACUAGGUAGAACAGAAGUGAUAAACAAGUAAUGCAAAGAGGAGGAACUACUGUGCUAUUUACCCCUUCAUGGUUACUGUCUUUAAUUAUAUAAAGUUUCACUUAUACCCCCCCCCCCCAAAAAAAAACCAAAAACAACAAAAACCCUGACUCUCCUGUAAUUGUGUUGUUACUGUAUUGUUGACUGCUGAUAACUUUGUUAUGUAACUAUUAGUUAACUUUUGUUAUACCAUUAUAAAAUAGAAAUAAAUUUAUUUUCAGCUCAA